UUCCAAUCGCGAACAAAAAUCCUUGACACAUCGCCGCGAUCUUGCCUCUCGCCAUGACCGCGGAACCCGUCGAGAUCGCGAACAUCCGCGACCUGCUGGCCGACGUUUCGGCCGGCUCGCGCAUCAUCGGCGUCGAGACGACCCGUCUGACGGCGCCCGGCGAGAACUACGGCAGCCUCAUGCUGCGGCUGGACGUCCGCCUCGCGGGCGGCGAGCUGCGCCUGGUGGCCAAGAAGCUGCCCACCGAGGAGCUGUUCCAGGAGAGCUUCAACGUGCAGGUGACGUUCAAGAACGAGAUCGCCAUGUACCAGACCGUCGUGCCGCUAUUGCAGAAGUUCCAGCGCGAGAAUGGAGUGGUGGAUGUCAUCGAUUGCUUUCCGAAGUUCUACGGCGCUAGGAUCAAUUUGGAUGGGAGCGAGGUGGUCGAUGAGCAUGCUGUGUUGUUGUUGGAGAACUUGGUAGCUAAUGGUUACAAGAAUAUAAACCGUUUGGAUGGGUUCGAUUUGGCUUCUACAGAGCUAAUCUUGAAAGAUUUAGCGGAAUUCCACGCGGUACCUCUAGCACUGAAGCUCAAGAAACCCGAAGUUUUCGCGGGUUUGAAGCAAUACUGCCACGAUUACGAGUUCCCGCGCGGCUUAGUCAGCAUGUAUUUCGAUUCCACCAAGCGCAUCAUCAAGGAAAACGAACAGUGCGCCCCGCUGAUCGACAAAAUCAACUUUCUAACCGACGUGGAUCGAUCGCCGGUGGUCGAACCGUUCGGUACGCUGGUGCACUGCGACCUGUGGUGCAACAACACGAUGCAGCGCUUCGACGCCGCCGGCGUCGCGGUGCAGAACAAGUUCCUCGACUUCCAGUUCCUGGCCUACGGAUCGCCGGCCAGCGAUUUGUUCUUCUUCCUGUGGACGAGCGUCCGGUGCGCGGUGCUGAAGGAGCACUUCGAGCGCCUCUUGCGCCACUAUCACCAGCACUUCGUCGGCACUUUGGCCAAAUUGAAGUGCGAUGUGGGAGAUUUUGGGUACGAUGCCUUUCUGGAGGAUAUCAAGAGACACUGUCGAUUCGAAGUGGGGCAUUCGAUCAAUUUUAUAUUGUAUGUAGUGCAUAAUGUAGUCACUAAAGAAGAGUUUAAGUUUCCUGAUGAUAUUGAGAAAGUCGCCAGUUCUGUCACGCCUAAAGCCAAGGAAAUUGUUUGGACUAUGUUAUUAGAGUGCGAGAAAAGAAAUUGGUUGUACAAGUGAUUUUAUUAAUAGGUACUUGUAGUAGAUAAGUUAAAUUGUACAACUUGUAUAGUUAUUCCACUAUUUGCACGUAUUAUGCAACACAUUUUGCAUAUGCUGCACAACUACAGUGUGCUAUCUAAGUGAUAUUAAGUGUUAUUAAUCCUUUGUUAAAUAAUAAAAUAAUUAUUUGGCGC
Molecule: messenger RNA, 1411 nt
Organism: Phyllotreta striolata
Lineage: Eukaryota; Metazoa; Arthropoda; Insecta; Coleoptera; Chrysomelidae
Source: the annotation of a GenBank genome assembly